This is a messenger RNA of Epithele typhae, 648 nucleotides long. RefSeq lists its product as uncharacterized. The record is from RefSeq and is a predicted model, not a curated record. The transcript has 4 exons. Lineage: Eukaryota; Fungi; Basidiomycota; Agaricomycetes; Polyporales; Epitheliaceae. The annotation marks the transcript as partial.
UUAUACGUGUUUGACUACAUCAUCACCUUCGACCGCGAGGUCGACUUUGUAUGGGGAAAACCACUGGGCCUAUCCAGCGUGCUGUUUCUGUUGAAUCGCUACUCCAAUCUCUUCCUGGCCAUCACCGAAACGUUUAAUCGGGGCUCAUUCCAUACUGUUGAGGUGAUUUGCAGCUGUGCCGCCAACAUUCGUUUAAACCAGUUGUUCCUUAUUUUCACCUUUUUGGUUGUCACUUUCUUCGCCACACUCCGUGUGUACGCUUCAUGGGCCCGGGACUGGCGACCCGCUCUGCCCGUCCUUAUUCUCGGUCUAGUGCAACCUGCUAUGAGUUUGGUACGCUCCACUUCUGCACGGCGUUCGUACGACUCCCUGACGUUCGCACUAGUAUGGCUUCACCUUCACUCGCCCUUCAGUAUUUUCAGGGUGUUGUUGACGGCGCAAUCCGCAAACAUAGCGUACGACAUGCUAGCGCUCAUCCUUCUCUUCGCGAAGACCGCGGCGGGGAGGAGGAGCGCGAUGUCAUUCGGCUACCACACGAAUCUGGCUGGACUCGUGCUGCGAGAUGGUGAGCGACGUCGCCUGCGAGAUCAUUGGGUUCUGGCUGCUUAUCUCGUACGACUGUCAACAGGCACUUUGUAUUUCCUGUAA